UCGUCGGCGGAAGCCUUUCUCCGCACGCAUCUCCUCUCCCGUCUCCCGGUCGCCGUCUGGCCUGCCCUAGACAUCGCCACAGAAGAGACAUCCAUCGACGCUAGUCACCGGCAGCCUAGAUCGGCCUUCUCUUCGAUGAGAUAAGCCAAGAAAAAAAUGUUUUUUUCUGAUGAAGCUGGAGAUGGUCCUGCAAUUCUUAAAUUACAGAAUUGGGGUCACUUGAAAUGUCAGUUACAGCUAUCAGAGUUCUCUGCAGCUUGUAUUUCACCUUCUAAAGAGCUGCUGUUACUGCUUUCUAAUUUGGAAGCUGUAUUACUUCCUCUAGUUUCAGGAAAAGAGUCAUGCAAGUUGGCAAACCAGGAUGAUUCACGUUCAUCUUCUGCUGCAUCUGUUCUAUCACCAAUAGCAAAUGUUCAACCAGAUUCAUUUCAUGAUGUGGUCGAUUGGACAGAAGUUGUUCCCUUUUCUGACAUUGGACAAAAAGGAACUUAUUCAGUGUUUGAUUAUUACCCUGUGAUAUCUAAUGUGAACUCAUUGGCUUGGGGACACUAUGGUGAUUCGUAUGGUCGGCCUGAAGAUUAUAGUUUUAGAGAAUUUCUUAUUGUCUCAAAUAACCAGGACAUUACUCUUCAUGCUUUUCGCAAUGAAAAUACCGAUACAAUUGAAUCAUAUCCUGAAGAUGCAGAUGCAAAUGGCGUGUGGAUGAGGUGGAGUUCCAUACCUAGUCCACUGCCAAAUGAGCAAUUCUUGCAUUCUCAUAAUAAAAACUAUUUCUGUGAGAUAGAUGGGAAAACUGGAAAUUCAGGAAAAUUACAUAUUGAUAAUCAGAUGGGGGAUAUUGAGUCAUCAUGUGGCAGACCAAAGAGUUGGCUUUGCUCUUUUCUUUCUGAACUGGAUCUAAGUGAGUCUGAUAGUAAACACAUAGGUCUGUUUCCUCCAAAAUCAUCAUUUCCUCAUUCCGCGGAUGUUGUAUCUUUUAGCAUAUAUAGAAGCUCUUUGGCAUUUCUUGCUCACACUUGUCCUUUAAAUCAACAGGAGUGCCAUAGUGGUAGGAAUUUAAAUGAGAUUCUUGAUGAUGAAUUCAUAUCUGAGUUAUCGGGCAAUUUUCAAUCCAAAAUCAAACCAGAAGACACUUCAUAUAAUUGUUCAAAAGUGUUCUCAAGCUCUUCACAUAAGUUAAUCGGUUUGGUAUUAACAACUUCUGCUGGCUCUUCUAUUAAAAGCUGUGAAAACAGUGUUGAAUAUUCAAAUCACACAUUUGUGGUAGUUAUUAUGUUACACUGGUGGGGCAUACAGUGGGUUUGUUCUGUUAACCUUGAGGAUUCAUAUCCUGGCUCUGGUCGAGUUCGACCAUGGGCCGAUUUUCAGUUUUCAGGCAACUAUCUUGUUUGCCUUAACAGCUCUGGUUUGGUCAGAAUGUGGGUUGCAGAUACUGGUCAGCUCAUAGCGCAGUUCGAGACUGUACAGUGCUGUGAAGUGGGUAGAUGGUUGCCAUUUAAUGGGCUUGCAUCUUUUGAAAAUUCAAAUUUAAGUGAUGUUGACCAUGGUACCAAUGCCACAAAUAUUAGAACUUUCAGAAAAUUGGUGGUGACUUCGCACUCAUUGCAUCUAGCCAUAGUCGAUGUGCAUGGGGUAGUUUAUUUAGUUUAUGCUAGUGACUAUAUCUCAGAAAAGCACCAGAAGCCUAAACAAUUGAUACCUCAUUCUGAGCACUCUGAUCUUGGCUUGUUGGCUGGUUGGAAGGUUGCUGGUUAUUUUGUAGGUGUUCAACAGUCAUUUAUUGGUCUACCUGAUGCCCAGGAAUUUUCCGAUUCAACUGUGCUAGGUCAAUAUUUUGCAAGUACAGAUCAGGUUAAUCUUAAGCAAAGAGUAAGAUUCAAAAAACAGUUUGUAGGUGAAGAAAAGCAAUCACAUACCUUUCAAAGUGGUUUUGGUGCUACUAGUUCACCAGUAAAUGAUAGUAGAAUUGGUAACUGUGGAUCCAAAAACUCUGUUCCUAUGCGAAGAAUUAUUUUACCUUUAGACAGAGUAAAUGAUGACUGUAUCUGCCUUUCACCCUUUGGUAUAACUAGGGUUGUCAAAUGCUGCAAUAUGAAGGAACAGAAGGGGCACAGAGUUGUUCACACUGACAUCCACAUGAAUUGUUCAGUACUUGACGAAAGAGACUUCUAUUCACAUGGGAAAUUCAGAAGGUGCUCUUCUGCUGUAAAUGAUUCUUUUUGUCUCGGAGAAUCACUUGGUUGUCUUUUUCAGGGGUUCUUGUAUCUGGUUACUUCACAUGGCCUCUCUGUUGUUCUCCCUUCAGUUUCGGUUUCAACUGCAUUGUUCCCUUAUUUAGCAACUAGAUAUUCACCACCAUGUGAUUUUGCUAGUUGCAACUUCGAUAAUACAAGCAUAAUAGCGACAUGCAAACCUAAUGAGUCGUUGAGGCCUUGGCAAAUUGAAGUUUUAGAUAGAGUUGUAUUAUUUGAUGGGCCUAGAGAAGCUGAGCACGUCUGUUUGGAGAAUGGAUGGGACCUUAGAGAGGCUCGAUUUCGUCAGAUGCAGUUGGCUUUGCAGCACUUAAAAUUUGAUGUAAUACAACAAUCUUUGGAUAUGCUUGCUGAUGUUAAUCUGGCAGAAGAAGGCAUCUUAUUGUUGCUGUUUGUUUGUGUUCAUGAAAUGUGCUGUUGUAUCAAUAGGGACGCUGAUCUUGCAUCAGUAUCUAGGCUACUGACUCUUGCUGCUUGCUAUGCAACUAAAGUGAUUCGUAGAUAUGGUUCUUUGACUCUAAAGAAAACUCUCACGCAUAAUGUUGGAAACGGAUUCAGACCGUCUCUGUCUCAGUCAAGGUCAAACUUGCUACUGUGGGACCAUGUUGGUAACAAUUCUAGAAGAAUUUAUGAAAUGUCAUUCUAUUUGGAGGUUAUAAGAAAUCUUCAAAGUCGGUUGAUUUCAAAGAACAGAAGACCAAUCCAAGAUAUGGUAGAGAUGCAUCAAGUUUGGAGGAUCAAGAAGCAUUGCAGAGUGAUUCCAUACUUUCACAUCAGCAGAUUGAUAGUUCAGAACAUCAGGCGAAGGGGGAUUGUUCAUCAGGUGCAUCUGAAUCACCAUUGGAUAGUUCGGGUGCUCUAGCAGUUCAAUCAGUGGAAUCUUCUCCUGAUAUGAUUAGAACUCAUGAACUUUGUGUCCGUGAGGUUAGUAUAAUGCAAAGGAAUCUGAUUCCUUUGGAAAAUCCCAAAGACAUGAUUUCACGUUGGCAUUUAGAUA
Zingiber officinale is the source of this 3249-nucleotide messenger RNA. RefSeq lists its product as uncharacterized. The record is from RefSeq and is a predicted model, not a curated record. Lineage: Eukaryota; Viridiplantae; Streptophyta; Magnoliopsida; Zingiberales; Zingiberaceae. Bases 157 to 3114 code for a protein of 985 amino acids. Gene Ontology annotation, cellular component: cytoplasm. The transcript has 7 exons.